[Candida] anglica is the source of this 777-nucleotide messenger RNA. NCBI's taxonomy places the organism in Eukaryota, Fungi, Ascomycota, Pichiomycetes, Serinales, Debaryomycetaceae. The record is from the annotation of a GenBank genome assembly.
AUGUCGGAAGAAGAAAUCAAAUCACUCGAAACUUCAUUGGUUGCCCUUGCCGGAUGUGAACUCCUCAUGGAUCAAGCGGAAAAGGAGGCAGAAAUCUUUAGAAUUAAGAAAACUCAAGGAAUUUAUGAAAAACGUCGUGAAAUCUUAAACAAAAUUCCAACUUUUUGGUACAUUGUGUUGGCUGAAAAUGAUGACUUUGCUGAAUAUAUCCAAUCUGAUGACUUGAAGUAUUUGGAAUGUAUUACAGACAUCUACGUUCUGUAUGCCGCUGCUAAUGAUGAAUCGGCCAACCCACGUGAUUUCUCAAUCACCAUCGCAUUUGAUGGAGGGGAAGACAAACUUAUUGCUACCCAAACCGUCACUAAAAGUUUCCAAACUGUAGUUGUAGAUGGGGAAGAGAAAUUGACCUCUCAAGAGGUUUCCAUCCAAUGGCCCUCACAAUUGGAACCUACAAACCCUUCUGCCAUUAAAAAAAGAUGUAAGGAAAGCGGCAAGGAAAUGACUGCUGAUGAUAAGAAAAAGUAUCGAUUAGGAAUGAAAUCAUUCUUUGCUUAUCUUUCCUGGACUGGGGAAAAACCCGGUAAGGAGUUCAGACACGGUGAAGACUUGACAAGAUUGAUUGUAGACAAUUUAUUCCCAUACGCUGUCAAGUACUACAGUGAAGCAUUACCUGGGGAUGAAGACGACGACGAAGAUGAAGAAGAUUCAUCUGAAGGUGAAGCCUUGGAUCUUAGUGAUGAUGAAGAUGAGCCCGAGGCAAAGAGACAAAAGAAAUGA